CUUUGCACAUCGAGGGGUGGGACCUGCUGCCAGCACACACAGACUGGGGCCACGGGGUCACACCGGAGCAGCCUGGCGAGACAGCAGAGGCUGUGGAGGAGACAGAGGAAACGAGAAGAGAGGCCCCAGCCAGCAGCACACCCAAGGCAUCCCCCAAAGGCUGCAGGGCCACUCUGGUUGUCAAACUCCUGUGUUGAGAGAAGUGGCUGAAAUGCCACCUAAAAGGUGACAGAGGCGCAGCCCCAGUGAUGAACUGUCAAUUGCUUCGGCACACGAUGCAUUUCUUGGUGUGGAUCCCCUCCCUGUCAAUCCUGCAAGCAACUAGCGUAAGGUCUAGUCAUUUCUGACAAAGAGCAUGAGCAAAGCACACGAGCAGGACUUUAAUUAACACCCUAUAACAAAGCUCCUCCUCAGAGUGGACGUGAUGAUCUGGUAACCAAAGCCUCUCACACGAUUGCCAGGGCUGAACCUCUUUAUUUAAGCACCGACAACCCAAGGACAACCUGGCUGCAGGACACGCGUGAGGAACAUGUUACCAUGCUGGGGCUGAGCACGGAUCUGGAGCACAACCAUGACAAACAGUUCGACCUGCACUGAAACAGACCUCAAGCCCUACUAUGCGAUUACAUACACUUUCAUCCUAAUCCCUGGACUAAUAGGAAACACAUUAGCUUUGUGGGUCUUUUAUGGGUACAUGAAAGAGACUAAAAGGGCUGUAAUAUUUAUGAUCAAUUUAGCCAUUGCUGACUUAUCGCAGGUUUUAUCCUUGCCCCUGAGGAUUUUCUACUACUUGACAGGGACGUGGGAAUUUGGAGGAGGUCUCUGCAUGUUUUGCUUCUACCUGAAGUACGUCAAUAUGUAUGCAAGCAUCUACUUCUUGGUUUGCAUCAGCGUAAGACGGUAUUUGUUUCUUAUGCACCCAUUCAAAUUCAGUGACUGCAAACGCAUCUGUGAUGUGUAUAUCAGCAUCAUUGGGUGGGUCGUGGUCUGUGUUGGCUGUUUGCCUUUCCCACUUCUCAGACUCCACCAGGAUGCUAAAAACACAUGUUUUGUGGAUCUCCCUGUAAAGGAUGUUGACCUUCCCAUCUCCAUUGCAAUGAUGGCAAUAGGUGAAUUGGUAGGGUUCGUAACACCCCUACUCAUCAUCCUAUAUUGCUCAUGGAAGACUAUCUUAUCACUAAAAGAAAAAAAUUCUGCUUCACAUGGCCUCGGAGAGAAGAAAAAGGCUUUAAAGAUGAUUCUUACCUGCGCGCUGGUAUUUCUGAUUUGCUUUGCACCUUACCAUAUCAGCUUUCCACUAGAUUUCUUUGUCAAAACCAAGAAGAUUAAAAACGGAUGCGCCCAGAAGGUGAUCUCAGUGUUUCACGUUGUAGCUUUGUGCCUUGCCAGCUUGAACUCCUGUGUGGACCCUGUCAUUUACUACUUUACUACAGAUGAGUUCAAGAGACGCCUUUCCAGGCAGGAUCUGCAAGACAGCAUUCAGCUCCACAACCUCAGUUACGUGAGGAAGCACUCCAGAGAUGUGCUCAGGAAGGAUGCCAUGGACUACUAGAGCUGGCCUUCCCCAGACAGUUGCCAGGACUUCAAAUGUUCACUAUAUUUUGGGGUUUAGCCCAAUUUUAUUUUCCCCACCAAUUCCAUUUCUGGCUUGAAAGCCAUAUGGUUUGAAGCCAUAUUGCUGCCUUGGAUAAGCUUUAACCACGGGGCUCUGCUUCAAGGGUAGAUGUCCAUCAGGCCUUUCAGGUCUGCUUUUCACCAAAGAGAGAGCAAAUUAUUUCUCUUUCACUGAUAA
Messenger RNA from Strigops habroptila (Kakapo), 1792 nucleotides. RefSeq names its product G protein-coupled receptor 174 (gene GPR174). Gene Ontology annotation, biological process: positive regulation of Rho protein signal transduction; phospholipase C-activating G protein-coupled receptor signaling pathway. The record is from RefSeq and is a predicted model, not a curated record. Bases 572 to 1552 code for a protein of 326 amino acids. Gene Ontology annotation, cellular component: membrane. NCBI's taxonomy places the organism in Eukaryota, Metazoa, Chordata, Aves, Psittaciformes, Psittacidae. Gene Ontology annotation, molecular function: G protein-coupled receptor activity. The transcript has 3 exons.